UGGUCCGUGUCGAUGCCGCGACGAUCCUUCCGUUCUCGCUGGGCGGAUAAUUCCCCGUCAACGUUCGAUCGAAGCAACCCGCCCGUCUGCCGUCGUGCAUAGGAAAAGCGCUUUUCCGCCCACCCGAAGAGUGGGUGUGCAAUUUUAAUUUCGCAAUAAUUAAUGCUGUUGUGCCCGCUGUUUAGUUGUGGAAAGUGACAUUAAACAAACAAUACACAGCCGAUACUCGUAUACGCAAAAAGUGCGCUUGGGUGGAAAGUUGACGGUUCUCGGCUUCUCGGCGUACGCGUACGUGUGUCAUCGAAGCGGACGACAGCGCGAGCACAACGCAUAUACAGCCAGCAGAAGCAGAAGCAGCAACAGCAGCAGCAGUAGCAGCAGCAGCAGCCCAGAUUAGGUUCAGUGGGUCUGAAUGUUUAGAGGGGCACAAACACACACACACACAAAUCCGUGUUCUUCCCUUUUCGAGUGCAAAGUGAGUGUGGCGAACGAUUAGAAAAAGGGCUUUGAAAUUGGAAUUUUAUCCCCCCAAAAACCGAGCCCAUCAUCAUAACGCCCCCCCUCCCCUCAAUGGCACUCUGAAGUGAGGGAGCGCACCCGAGCUGUUUCCUGGUGGGAAAAAUCGCCGUAAAGGAUCGAGAGCAGCUGGAAGGGGAGCGAUCACUAAUGAAUGAUCGAAUUGUGCAAGCAGCAGCAACAGCAGCAGCAGCAGUUGUGUAGUAAAAGCCACAGAAUGCCUUCAGUUUACGCUCGCUGAAUCGCCGCUGCCCCUCCCCCGGGUAUUAGCUCUAGGAAAGACACACGCCAGUAGUGUACAAAUACAAAAACAAACAAAAAACUUAAUCCCGCCGACACCUGUACUCCUCCCAACCCCCAGCCAAAGUCAAAGUUUUGCAAGUAUGGUGUGAGUGCAACGUGCAAGUACAGUGCAAUUCUGAACCGCGCGCUUGUCUCGUCCGUCAGUGUGCGUGUGUGUGUGGGCAGGCGAGGGCAGGAUACGGUGAGGGUGGGUGAAAAAAGGUCCUGCUUCCUUCGACACCACAAACUUUCCACUCAUACACACACAAACACUCCCCUUUGUGUGGCGCAGAAGGGGGUGCGUGCGCGCGCGCUCACUCGCACGUCCAGUUUUGCUGUAUGGGCAUGGUGUGGUGGUGGCCUACGUUGGUCUAUGUAUGACAUUGGCGAGAGGAAGGAGACGUGUGUAUCAUCCCGUGUCCCGUGAAAGCGAGCGGCAGCAAGAAACGCGGUGAGAACACUAGUGCACGCUCCGCACCGUUCCGGAAGAUGUACGCGAAGCAGCAAACAAAGGUCGCUGGUGGAGGAGGAGGAGCAGUAGGUGGUGGUGGUGUUGGUGUUGGUGGUAGACAAAGUAUAAAGGCUGAGUAUCAAGCCGGUGGCAAGGCGGCGAGUGGUGGUGUGGUCGGUGCCGAGCGUCGGGCCAGUACGGUUUACGCGCGGAAAGCGUCAGUGGUCAGCAACAGUAGUGACGUGUCGAACGAUGACUACGAGGAGGUCAAGCCGGACCUGCACGUUAGCUCGCACCUGCUCGACCACGGGUACGGGUGCGGGGUCGUGGGGGGUUCGUUCACGACCGUGCCGGUAAUUUCCAUCCCGCCGGCGCAUCCCAAACAAUCGCAGCAUGCUGUAGCAACCGAGCAGCAGCAGCAGCAGCAGCAGCAGCGUGGCCAUCAACACACUAGUAGUAACGUUAGCAGUAGAAACAAUCACUCCAACGGCAGGAGCAGCCAUCAUCACAGUAGUACGCCCACUUCAACCACCAUGCCAUCAUCGUCCUCAACGACAACCUCACGCAGCGGGGGCAAGCAGCAGCAGCAGCAGCAACAGCAGGAGCAGCAGCAGAAUCAGACCCAGCAGCAACAGAACCACCACGGCAGUGGCAAGCACAACGCGGCCGAUCCACCGAUCACCAACUUUUUCAGGGCCAUCAAACGAUCGUCACAAUCGUCGAGCAUAUCUCCCACACCGGCCAAAAUAGCGAAGAGCAGCAAUGGCAGCAGCAUGAAGACGCCCAACUCCACCUGCUCCACGCCCACAUCGUCAAUAUCGUCCUCUUCGUCUAAGAAGCGCUACUCGGAACGAACUAGGUACGACACGUCGCUGGGGCUGCUGACGAAAAAGUUCAUCGAUCUGCUGAACGAGUCGCCGGACGGGGUGGUCGAUCUGAACAUCGCGUCGACGAAGCUGAAGGUGCAGAAGCGGCGCAUCUACGACAUCACCAACGUGCUCGAGGGCAUCGGCAUGCUGGAGAAGAAGUCGAAGAACAACAUCCAGUGGAAGUGCGGCAACACGGUGUGCAAUAUCGAUCGCAACACGCGGGUGCAGCGCGAACGGUACCGGUUGCAGCAGAAGGAAAACAUGCUGGACGAGAUGAUCGUCGAGCUGCGAACGGCCACGAACGAGGAGAUGGCGCACACGAAGCAAGGCUACUUUACCUGUCAGGAUCUGAGCUCGCUGGAGAUGUUCCGCGAGCAGACGAUCGUUGUUAUUAAAGCACCACCAGAGGCUAAACUGGAGUGGAUGAACGAGAAAAUGCAACGAGAAAUUGUGCUAAAAUCUGAGAAGGGAGAGAUCGACGUGUUUAUCUGUCCAACGGACGAGCCCGGCGCCGUCGACAGUCCGGCAGUGAUCGCCGGCGACCCGCUGCUGGAAAACUUCGAGCCCGUACUGUCGCCCUUCCAGCGAGUGGACAAAACUUCCAGUCCAAGGCGUGGUGCAGCAAACCCGUCCCCGUACGCGGCACAGCGCAAUCUCAACCGUGCAUUGUUCGAGGAAGGGUCUGUGAUGAAGAGCGAACCGGCCGAAGGUGGUGCCAGCGAGAGCAGCAUACACUCGGCCGUUGCGUCUCUGUUCAACCUGUCCGGCAGCAGCGUGCCGCAGAAGGUGGUGGUGCAUGCCGAGCGGUACGAACUGCCACUGGGCAGCAGCGGUAGCCCGCUGGCUUCAUCCAGCAGUACGUCUGGUGCGGGCGACUGUAGUACCAGCAGCUACUACCAACACCACCACCACCCAUCCACUGCUGUUGCUGCUGCUGCGGUGGCAGAUCCAUCCGAGUUGCAUUUCGAUGCUAGUCAGACAACGACGACGAUGAUCGGGUCCGCGGCGACAACGUCCAAGACUGGCGUGAGAGUUAAAUCCGAACAUGUGCCUGAUAGUAGUAAUAGUAGAAGUAGCGAAAUGCUACCACCGUCCGCCAUCUCGGCGGACAGUGGCGUGUUCGUGUGGGGUGACGGCGUGAUGGACGGCGACGAGCAUCAUCAUCAUGGCACCACCAGGCACGAUGGCGGCGGUGGUGGAGGUACCGGCAUGGCGACGUCGUCGUCGUCCUCCAGCUCGUCGUCCACCGUUUCAUCGUCCAUGCUGUCCGGUGGCGUGAUGGGCCAUCUGAACAACAAUCACAUCCACGGCGGCGGCGGAAAAGCGAUACCGGAGGAGAUCACCAACAAGAAUGCAUCGCUGUCGGAUACGAAGCUGAGCCCGAACCUGUUCCAGUUCGACUUUGGCAGCACGAUGUCGGCGCUAAAGCCGCCGAGCACCAAGUCCUCGCCGGAGAAUCUGCACCAGCGCUACGGCCUGUCAGAUUUCGACGCAAUGCAUGAUCUGGACAUUUUCCUACCACUGGAACCGACCGCCGACUACAAUCUGUCCCUAAACGAAUCGGAGGGUGUGUUCGAUUUGUUCGAUUUCAACUCAUAAAGCUGGUAGAGGCGGCCGCUCUAGCCGCACAGAGUUGCCAGCACAACAAACACCGGGCCGGCGCCGCCUACUGUGUGCUGUGCAGCAAGGCAGCGCUGUUAAAAGGAUAUUCGCAAGCUGGCACAACUCCGGCAGAGGCGGGCAAUCGCGCGCGCGGUCACAUUCAUUUGUCAAACCUUACAAAACCGAUACGCUUUCACCUAUAGUAUGCGCAGCAGCAAGCGCGCAUCCACUGCUACCGUUUGUAGCAGCAGCAGUAGCAACAGUAAAGCAUAUUAUCAUCAUUACAAGCGGGGGGAGAGCACGCCGCAGAGCGCGUGCGUGUAACGAAAUUGGCACAAAACAAACGGUGUUAAAUUAGUUUUUUUAUGAUUAGAAAUGCAGGCUAAGGAUAGUAAUUUUAAGGCAAUUAGUGUUUUUUUUCUUCGAAUUAGCAUUACUUUAAACGAAUCCUUAUCAUCAAGCGCGUGCAUAUGCGUGUGUGUGUGCGCGCAUACGUAACCGCUCCACAAUUUUAAAGCACUCCUCCCCGGUGGGGGGUAGCAGCAUAUGCAAAUAUGCGCGACGAAAGGCUCUUUUUUAAGUUUGCAAACAAAGUGUGCUGGUGCAUUAUUAAAACCAAACAAUGUCAAUAUUCCUCCUUUUACUCUUUCCCUUCCUGCAGGGUACAAUCAGGAUAAUCUCUCCCCUUCCCCCCCCUCCCCUCUAACUGAAGAGGACAAAACACCAUACAGUCGCAGAACGACAUCAUCAAUCCCGGCCUAGCCACCAUCAUCCCCGCUUCCCUGUUUUGCCUACACUCUCCUCUGCUCUGCCGUAUAAUUUUGUUACUCAAUUUUGUUAACAAGUUAGUUUUCGCCUGUUCUUGAUGUUUUCUUUCUCACGGGGGAGGGGGCACCCCACAACAAAGUUAUUUCAUUUGAUAAGUAUUUUCUUUUGUUGAAUUUUGUUUUGUUUUGCGAUGUUUUUUUCUCGUUCUUUCUGCCAAUGCCCCUUUUUAGUUUUUGCAAACUUAUUUCCCCACACCACCACCACCCACCCCACAGAACUGAGAGAGUUGUGUAAUAUUAGAUGCGUAAGGAUGACAAAAAAAAAAACAACAUGAGUGGGAGACAAACCUUUUGUUUACUUCCGAUAGGUUUUGAGCAAGAGUGUAUGCGUGUGUGUGUGUGUGUUGCUAUUAAAUCUGUGGCAUUGUAACAUUAUGCCUCGAUGUUAGUAGAAUCUGUUGCGAAAAAAGCCAUCAGCUUCGGCAGAGUGGGCAAGAGAAGUGGGGGAGAAAAGAGAGAGAGAGAAAGAGAGAGAGAGGAAAGAAAUGCAACCAAAUCGUUUCGGAUUCGGAAAAACUUACCAAGUCUUUCGGCAAGUAUAGCAACAUAUUAAACAGCAACACGAAAACGCAAGGAUAAGACUUAAUCAUUUUUCAUCCAUCUUGCGUAGUUACUUUUUUGUUUGUUUGUGGUAAACCGUAAUGUAAAUAUAGUCGAUAAGGAUUGUAAAUUAUUUUCAAUAAAUUGUUCCGGUGCGAUAGAAGACCACACACACACACAAGCACAUACACAAGCACACACACGCACACACACAUACACCGACGGCAAAGGGAACGUUUAAGUAAACCGGUAGAUGAACCAGAUGAAAACAUAGUUUUUUGUUGUUGUUAUUCUUAUCUCCUAUCUCUUUCCCUCUCACUCGCUGUGAAAAAAAGCAACGUACAAGCAACGAGGAUGAUGUACGCGGGUGUGUGUGUGUGUGUGGUAGAUGUACAUGCUGUACAAAAGUAACUAGCAUUUGAGAAACAAAGGCAAAACCUCUCGUUCGAUGAAUUUCCGACUGAAUCUGGGAAAAAGGGAAUGAACGUUUAGGCGGGGUGAGAGGGUACAGGCAGCGAAGCGCGCAGUGCGCAGCAAGUUCGAAACGAUGGAUGGAUGUAGAGCACUGUGUUAUCGCUGAUGGAGAAAGAAAUAGGACUUAUACAUGGCUAGCUAAUGGCACACACCGGCAGGCAGAUAAGAGAGGAAACGAGAGAGAGAGAGAGAGGGAGACAUGGAGGGAACGAAGAAAACGAAUCGAGAAACGGCCGAUAAAGGUGCCGCACGGUCGCAUAUUUUAAAUAAACCUCUAGUACAUUAAGGCUCAUAUGGGUGUGUGUGGGGACUGCAGAGAUGAUAGGUGCGAUAUAAUACACACACAAAAGGAAUCCAGCAACAUUCACAAGAAAUAACGUUAACGUUGUAGUUGUAGAGUAGAAACAAAGCAAACAAACAAAGCAAAGCAAACAAACACACGAGUAAAUAUGAUUCUCUGGGACACAAUCUUAAGUGAAACACAAAACAACUAGCCGCGCAAUCAGGAGAGGGGGCCUGUGGUUGGUAUCAUCAGGAGAGGGGAGAGUACGGAGGGACAGAGCAAUUAUGUUUGUUUUUUUUUAGACGCAAAGUGUGCAACUUUUUUUGUUCUGUAAAAAUAAGCCAAUACCAAUAGUAAGGAUAAUAAUAAUAGAGCACACUACUCUGAACCAGGUAUGUGAUUAAAAUAGCCGCCGGAUUGUUUGUGAGAUAGAGAUAGAGCAGAGCAGAGCAGAGUCGAGUGAGAAAUAGUACGUGUCAUUGAUCAAAUGCUUUUUGAUAGCAACAACUCCAAGCAAAGAAUGUACAAGAAAACCAACCCCUCUAAAUAUAUACACUAAGAUGUGUGUAAUUGCCACAACAUAAGUAGCCAGUUAGUAGAAGAAGCUCCUUGUAGCAGCAACAGCAGCAGCAGGCACCACACCAGCGAAACGGGCGAAAUCCAUCCUCUCCUUGGGGUGUGAUUGUUUAGUAGUAAAUCUUUCAAAGAGGUUCCUUUGUGUGUGUGUGUGUGGGUGCGUGUGUGUGUGUGGGUGUGGGUGGAUAACUAGAGCACGCGUCACACAGCAAGUCAAUACGCUUUCAUACGCUGGUUCCAUUUUGGUAUCCUUUAUGUGUUCAUUCGCUGUUUCUCAGGACGUAGGGGUUUCGUUUUUAUUUUUCUCUGACAAAAUAGAGAAGAGUAGAAGGCGCAAUACGAACGCAUUUCCUUCAACCGAGAAAAAAACGCUAUCCUUAAGGUAGUACAAUUUUAGUGCGUCAGUGCAGAACACUAGCUAGAAGUCGAUACAACAACUUUCCUUCAGUAGUUAAACGUAAGCGAAAACACAAAGAAGCAUCCGGCAGAAGCGCGCAGAAACGCCAUGGGGGUGCGGUGCUUUGUAUCUCGUGCUACCGUACCACAUUCCCUUCCCCUUUUUACACAACCACACAAACACACACAUGCAUAUGCAUGCACACAGGCACAGGAGGGAAAAAGCUACUAUGGACGCCCAGGGAACUUACUUAGUAAUGGUGUUUUUUAAACGGUUUUGUUUUUCCUUCAUAUCGUAUCAUUCUGUAACGGACGCGAAAAAGAGAAAUAGAGAGAGAGGGAUAUAAAGCCAAGACAAGAUGAAGACCCCGGUCUGUGUAAGUAGCAGCAGGUGCAGAGAAGCGGUCCGAUGCGCGCGCGGUGUUAAAGCAAAACAAACCCACACAAAGAGCCACCAAUAGGUGUAACACACACAAAUAGUAGAAGGCUCUCGGAAUAGCGCAGGUGAAGAAAGGAGGAGGAGGAAAAAAUGUAUUUUUCUUUUUUGUCCAAAAAAACAAAAAAACAAAAGAAGGAAUACACACAUGUGUGCGAGAAAGGUUAUCUGAAAUUGUAA
Molecule: messenger RNA, 7432 nt
Organism: Anopheles arabiensis
Lineage: Eukaryota; Metazoa; Arthropoda; Insecta; Diptera; Culicidae
Gene: E2f1
Product: transcription factor E2f1
Exons: 8
Coding region: 1288-3717 (809 amino acids)
Biological process (GO): regulation of transcription by RNA polymerase II
Cellular component (GO): RNA polymerase II transcription regulator complex
Molecular function (GO): protein dimerization activity; DNA-binding transcription factor activity, RNA polymerase II-specific; RNA polymerase II cis-regulatory region sequence-specific DNA binding
Source: RefSeq, a predicted model, not a curated record